GGCGCGCUAGAUUCCGGGGCCCGAGCGUCCCUGCAAGCCUCCCUCACGCAGCACCAGUGGCUGCCGAGACCCGUCCGGGCCCAUGGUCUCCAGGGCGGCGCAGGGCGGGGGAUGCCAGCGUGCCAGGAGCCAUGUGUGACCGAGACUGCGAGAUAGUCGUGCUCAUGCCGGAGACUCUGGUGAGGAGAUGAGUUGGUGAACGGAGAAGGCGGCAUGAAGAUGCUUCCUGGCGUGGGUGUGUUUGGGACCGGCAGCUCCGCCCGUGUUCUGGUCCCACUGCUGCGGGCAGAGGGGUUCACGGUGCAGGCCCUGUGGGGGAGGACCGAGGAGGAGGCCAAGCGGCUUGCUGAGGAGAUGAACAUCGCUUUCUACACCAGCCGGACUGACGACGUCUUGCUGCAUCAAGACGUGGAUCUGGUGUGCAUCAACAUGCCCCCUCCACUCACCCGGCAGAUAUCUGUGAAGGCUCUAGGUAUUGGGAAGAAUGUGGUUUGUGAGAAGGCGGCAACCUCAGUGGAUGCUUUCCGGAUGGUGACAGCCUCGCGCUACUACCCUCAGCUGAUGAGCCUUGUGGGGAACGUGUUGCGCUUCCUGCCCGCCUUUGUGCGCAUGAAGCAGCUGAUCGCCGAGCGCUACGUGGGCGCCGUGAUGAUUUGUGACGCCCGCGUCUACUCGGGCAGCCUGCUCAGCCCCAACUAUGGCUGGAUCUGUGAUGAGCUCAUGGGCGGCGGGGGCCUGCACACCAUGGGCACCUACAUUGUGGACCUGCUGACCCACCUGACCGGCCAGAGAGCCGAGAAGGUCCACGGGCUGCUCAAGACCUUUGUGAGGCAGAAUGCGGCCAUCCGUGGCAUCCGGCACGUCACCAGCGAUGACUUCUGUUUCUUCCAGAUGCUCAUGGGUGGGGGCGUGUGCAGCACAGUAACUCUGAACUUCAACAUGCCAGGCGCCUUUGUGCACGAGGUCAUGGUGGUGGGCUCUGCGGGACGCCUGGUCGCCCGGGGUGCGGACCUUUACGGGCAGAAAAACUCUUCCCCGCACGAGGAGCUGCUGCUGAGGGACUCGCUGGCCGUGGGUGCGGGGCUGCCCGAGCAGGGCGCCCAGGACGUCCCGCUGCUCUACCUGAAGGGCAUGGUCUACAUGGUGCAGGCCCUGCGCCAGUCCUUCCAGGGGCAGGCGGACCGCCGCACGUGGGACCACAGCCCGGUCUCCAUGGCUGCCUCGUUCGAGGACGGGCUCUACAUGCAGAGUGUCGUGGAUGCCAUCAAACGGUCGAGCCGAUCCGGGGAGUGGGAGGCGGUAGAGGUGCUGGCAGAGGAGCCCGACGCCAACCAGAACCUGUGCGAGGCGCUCCAGCGAAACAACCUGUGAGCCUGCGCAUGGGCUCCCUGCCGUGGGGCAGAGGACAGGGCAGGACCAGGAGCUGUGAUGGGAGGGCUUCGCGGUAGCACAGAUGGUAUCUUUCAUUUGAUAGGUCCGCUUGGGCAGAGUUGAAUUCCAGUGAAUUCGAAGGUGGCCCCGGGGAACCCCCCACCCCAGUGCCCACUCUGAGGGCUGGUGAGGGGGUGGCCUUCUGUUGCCAGGGCUGAGAGGCCAGUACACCGCGCAAGGCAGAAGUGCCCCCCGGUCUGUGAGCAGGGCCGGCAGAAGCUUGACUGGGGCGCUUCGGCAGCCUGUUUGGUUUUAGCCGGAUGAGAAAGCACAGUAACGAGCCAGCCUGGCAGAUGCCGCAGGCCUGAGAAGUGA
Budorcas taxicolor (takin) is the source of this 1746-nucleotide messenger RNA. It is a transcript of the gene GFOD2, whose product is annotated as glucose-fructose oxidoreductase domain containing 2. NCBI's taxonomy places the organism in Eukaryota, Metazoa, Chordata, Mammalia, Artiodactyla, Bovidae. Gene Ontology annotation, cellular component: extracellular matrix. The transcript has 3 exons. The record is from RefSeq and is a predicted model, not a curated record. The coding region runs from base 214 to 1371 and encodes 385 amino acids. Gene Ontology annotation, molecular function: nucleotide binding. Gene Ontology annotation, biological process: extracellular matrix organization.